Acanthocheilonema viteae is the source of this 1926-nucleotide messenger RNA. The record is from the annotation of a GenBank genome assembly. Lineage: Eukaryota; Metazoa; Nematoda; Chromadorea; Rhabditida; Onchocercidae.
AUGGAAUUGGACGAACUUAAGGCGGAAGUAUCACGAUUAGCGAAUGCUCUUGAAGAAGCUUCUUCUGAUAAAAUCAAAGCAGCUCAAUAUGGAUUACAAGUUUUAGAUGAGAAACAACAGCUUGAAGUCAAACUUACUCAGCUGCAAACACAAUAUGAUACCGCAAAAGCAGAAGCCGAAGCUACAAAAAAGGCGUUGGCACAGUUUCAAUCACAACAAAAAUCAGUUGCAAAGUCAGACAUCGAUCAUGAAGAAAGUUUGUUGGAAGAGACGAUGAAUCGAGAGCAGGAAUAUCUAGCCAAGAUUGCAGCCUUAGAAACAGAUUUGAAAAAUUGUCAGCAUGUAGUGGACAGGUACCGUACCGAUCUUGACAGAUUGCAGACAUUACAUAUAAAUGCUUCGGAAGCAGCAUCUGAUCUUGACACACAAAAGCGACAGCUCAGGGAAGAUUUAAAAGAAUUUAAAAAUCGUGAACAAAGACUGCUAAAUGAUUAUUCUGAACUGGAAGAGGAAAAUAUUAGCCUUCAGAAACAGUUAUCAAAUUUGCGCAGUGCACAAAUAGAAUUUGAAUCCAUGAAAAUGGAAGUGAAGCGUUUGAUGGAUGAAAACGACCAACUGCAGGCAGACAAAGAAGAAGCCAACAAGUUGACUAUUGUGGCCCAAAAACAUCUUGAGGAUGCUUUAUUGAAUGUGCAGCAAGAACGUGAUCAAAAAUUAGCUUAUAAAAAGGAGCUGGAGUUAAUGCGAAAUGCGGAACAUUUACAGCAGUUGAAUACAAUGCUAUUUGGGUUGCAAAACAAUAAUGAGGAUGACUCUCAAGCACUUAAAGAGUUCGAAUCAUCGUUUAUUGCGGAUUCCAAUGAAUUCAGUAAAAAUAGGCCACCAAAAGGUAUUGAUCUAUUCUCGGAAAUACAUGGUGAUAUGCCGGAACGAUUAGCUGAGCUAGAAACAAAAAAUGAUCAGCUUGCAUUAAAAUUAAAAGAAACGGAAAAGGAUGUCAGUUAUGUUAUUCCUGUUUUGAAGAAACUUGAAGUAAUGAGUACACCAGAUUUAGAUCAUGCUCAACUGAAGCAGCUGUGUGAUGAUGCUUUAAAAAAGAUAGAGCAACUCAUUGAAAGUUCAUCCAAAGCAGGUAUUGGAGGUAAGCAGUACGACCUUAUGAAAGCGGAUUUGCACACUGCAAUUAUGGUUGCAGGUGAAAAUCAAGCAAAACUGGCUUCCGCUCAGGAUUUAAUGAUUGCUGUUGCUGAUUUUUUGUAUCGUUUAUAUCACCAAUUGGUUUCCACACAUGGACUGGAAGCUGACAAAAAUGCGGUCGAAAUAAUGAAAAAACUUAGGCAAUAUGCAAAUGAAAAUGCAGAAAACGAAGGUGUUGAAAGUGGAACAGAAACGGAAAGUGGUCGUUCGCCACGUCUAAUGUUAAACUUGCAGCGGCAAUUCAUAUCGCCGUCCUUUGCGAAAUUUCUUAAUGAAGAGCUAGUUUGUGACCGACUGGAUGAUAUAUUAACAGAAAGCGAUUUUAGAGAAAGAAUAGUUCCUGGUGAAAGUAAUGUAUUUCGAGUAUCAGAUUGCCUUACGGAACUUUCAAAAAUUGUUCGACGCACAGUGGAGAAUGCUCUAAAUACACGAGUAGAAAAUGAGGAUCACCAGGAACUCACUUUACAAAACAUGAAGCUGCGUUCUCUGUUGGCUACGAAAAGGGACCAAAUCGUUACCUUACGUACAGUGCUGAAAUCGAACAAACUUACUGCUGAAUCAGCUCUAGCUUCACUGAAAGAAAAAUAUGAAAGUGAGAAGGGAAUGACACAUGAGCUUUUGGAGAGAUUAAGACGCGAAUUAAAAGCAUUCAAAGAAGAUGCAGCGACAUUUGCGUCUCAUCGAGCAAUGUUUACAGCACGUUGUGAAGAGCUUCAAGCGCAGGCAUGA